CCCCUACCGAGGCUUAAGCCCUUGUCAUUUGCCAUUCGCCGCCAUGGCGGCCAAGCUAUCGAGGGAUGCAACGGAGCUGGCGGAAGCUGGUCACUUCCGCAAGGCGGCGCAGCUUUUCGCCAAGGCCGCCGAGCAGGAUCCAUCCAACGCAAAGCAUCAGGAAGCGCGCGCUCAGUGCUUGCUGGAGCUCGAAGACUUCGAGGAGGCACUGAGCGCUGCCCAAGUUGCUACGGGCCUGGACGCUGCGUGGCUGCCGGGCCACGCCACGCUUGGACGUGCACAGCUCAAUGCUGGUCGGCUGCAGGAUGCGGUUGCCAGCUUGACGGCAGCUCUACGCCUGGCAGAGGCAGACAAGAUGAAGGACUGGCAGCAAGAGCUGUCGCAGGAGCUGGAUGAGGCACUCAACCUACUGCAAAGGCACUGGGCAGAGCAUCACGAUGUUCUGCUGCCGCUGAAAGUGGGCAAUCUACGUAUUCGCCAGGCGCUGGACUGCCGGUACUGCCAGCUGCAAGGGGAGCUGGGCCCUGGGGGCGCGCUCUGGGCUGCCGGCGCAGUUCUGGCGCAAUGCCUUGGGAAGGCGUACGAAUCCAAAAGGGUCUUAGAACUGGGCUCCGGCACUGGGGCGGCGGGCCUGGCUGCGGCUGCGCAAGGAGCACAGGUACUCUUGACAGAUCGGGACUCGCUGCUGCCUUUGCUGCGGCUCAACACGGAGCUGAACCAGAAGAUGUUAUUCUCCUCGAAGGGAGCGGCAGAAGUGUGCGGCUUUGACUGGCUGGACCCGCCAGAGCAAGUGUUGAGGCAAACCUUUGACGUGGUGAUCGGGGCGGAUUUGGUUUACUCCUUCGCGGCGGUGGAGCCAUUUGUCACGGCCCUGUCUGCGGUUCUUUGCCGGGAGAGGGAAGCUGCAGCGCCCGUCAUGAUCUACGCCCAUUUCCCGCGCUUCCCAAAGCUGGAUGACGACAUGCUGGCGGCUCUGACGACCAAAGGUUUGGGCGCCAGAGAGCUGCCCGUCAGCGAAGUGUCGGCUGUGGGGCAGAUCCCUUUAGAGAUGAUUCAGCGGGUGAAGCUGCUGGAGAUCCGGAGGUCAAGCUGACGCACCGGCGAGAGAAAAAAAGACUCCAUUUGCUGACGGGGUCCGUCAGUUCACCUCGGCGUUUUGUUAUUGGAUUUUGACA
This is a messenger RNA of Effrenium voratum, 1175 nucleotides long. The record is from the annotation of a GenBank genome assembly. Lineage: Eukaryota; Dinophyceae; Suessiales; Symbiodiniaceae.